AGAAAAGUGUUAAAAACACAGCCCUGCGACCGCUGGGGUCCUGGCAGGAGGGGAGGAGGAGGCAGUCCGAACCCCGGAGCAGAGAUCCGUGAAUUGGACGGGAGCUCCAUAACGCAGCCACCAGGUUCCCUCAAGUCUCUCCGAUAUGAGAGAAAUGAAGGAUGUUCAAUAUACAAGCAAGUCACUUCUGAAUGACUUCAUCUAUAUUCCAGGAAAGGAAUAAAUUCAGGAGGAAGGUAGUGAAACGAAAUGUCGGAUAAUUAUUUUUUUAGGAUGUAACACCUUGAAGGCCUCUGGGAGUGAUUGUGCCAUUUCAUCCAUGCUGCAAAUCUCUGGAGGUGAAAUCAAACUACAUCACAUCAAUGUACUGCCCUUAAUGCCUCAAGUUUAAAAGCAGCACAACAAAGAAAAGGCAGCAUACAUAACAGUUAAUUUGCCCGAGUCCUUCACGAACAAGGCAAUAUUAGAACAACUUCCUGCUCUGCCACUGAGAUGCAAGGAGUCCUUCUGGUGUCUGUACUGCAAUGAAGGUGAACAUGAUUUCCUGCAGCUGGUGUCAGCCUCAGAGAAGCCACGUGAUGCUGCCAUGCUCCAUAUUAGUUGAGAUGGUGAUCAUGGCAGGGACCGUGAUGCUGGCUUAUUACUUCGAGUACACGGACACCUUCACCGUCAACGUGCAAGGCUUCUUCUGCUACGAGGGCGCGUACCGCAAGCCCUACCCGGGCCCGGAGGACCGCAGCGCCGUGCCGCCGGUGCUCCUCUACUCGCUGACCGCAGGCGUGCCCGUGCUGGUGAUUAUCGUUGGAGAAACUGCAGUCUUUUGUCUACAGUUAGCUACAAAGGAUUUUGAAAACCAAGAAAAAACAAUAUUAACUGGAGACUGUUGUUACAUAAAUCCACUGGUGCGCAGGACCAUCCGAUUCCUUGGAAUUUAUGCAUUUGGACUGUUUGCUACGGACAUCUUUGUAAAUGCUGGACAAGUAGUAACAGGGAAUCUUGCCCCCCAUUUUCUUGCACUUUGUAAACCCAACUACACAGCACUUGGAUGUAAACAGUACACCCAAUUCAUCAGUAGCGUACAUGCCUGUACUGGAAAUCCAGACCUUAUCAUGAAAGCCAGAAAGACUUUCCCAUCCAAAGAAGCAGCACUAAGCAUAUAUGCAGCUAUGUAUCUGGCUAUGUAUAUCACCAACACAGUGAAAGCCAGAGGAACAAGGCUUGCAAAACCUGUUUUGUGUUUGGGUUUAAUGUGCUUGGCCUUCCUUACUGGAAUCAACAGAGUAGCAGAGUAUCGAAAUCACUGGUCAGAUGUAAUAGCAGGAUUUGUAAUUGGAAUAUCUAUAGCAGUAUUUUUGGUUGUUUGUGUGGUAAAUAACUUCAGAGGACGUCAGCCAGACCAUGAACAUUCUCAUCUGGAUAAUCUGACCCAGAUGCCCAUGAUCAGCAUACCCAGAGUAGAAAGUCCUUUAGAAAAGAACCACAUCACGGCCUUUGCAGAAGUCACAUGAUGUUGACGCUGAUGUAUAUUCACUCCACUGGACUUCAUCUCUUUUCACAACCCACACAUGAUAUUUGCAGUGUAUCAAAAAAUAAGAAAUUUUUAGAAGUCCUAUUUCUGACUUGAUUUUUACAUCACUAAAAUGAUAAACAUUUUGAAGAAUUCUUAAAUAUUAGAACGUCACUUUACUUUCUAGCGAAAAUAUUAACUGUUUACUUUUAUGAUGGAAUGGGACAAACUGAGCACUAAUUAUCUGACAUUACCCUCUAUUUUGGCUUCUCAUUGUUUUCAAUGGUUUAUGUACCUAUUCCAACAGUACUUUGUAUUUUGAUUUAACUUUGAUUUUUAUAAUCUACAUUUUUAAUUCAGCAUGAACUUGUUUCCAUUUGAGGCAAUUUCAGUGUAUAAAAACUAGACAAAUAUUAUGUUCUGUAUGAAAAUGCUGUUUGCACAUUGUAUUACGCUGUAUUCCAUGUAAGAUAUCAUUCAAAACAGUAUGUUAUAUGUAAGACUGGUGCUUCUGCUUUUGAAGAGAAAAAAAUGCCAAUUUUUACUGUAAUAAGUAUUGUAUCAUAAUUAAAAGUUUAUUUAUUUGGAUAUUUUCCUGACAUAAUUGUAGUUGAAUUGUUGUUUUGUAGUUCUUGAAUGUCUUGGAUGACAUAUAUGUAUCUAGGUUAAAAGAAGUGAGAAUAAUUUAGAGAGUUUGAUCUUUGAUAUAUUCUUUAUUACUAAUGAUAUCCCAUGAAAGGUUAAGGGCUCUGUUCUUAGCUUAGCAUAUCUGAUGGGAAGCCGUGCUAUUCAUAAAUCAUUUAAACAAAUUACUCAAGGCAGCCUGCAUCUUCUCGUGAUUGUUAUACUCCGUGAUACUAUGCUGGGAGAAUGAGUGCUAAGAUAAGAAGAGGGUCACCAGCUUAGUGAGGAAAGUUCAAUUGAGUUUCUACUCUCCAUUUUCAUGGAAGACUCAUGGAAAAACCAAAAUGGCUCGCUAAAUUUUUUUUCAGCCUAAGUGACCAGGACAGGCAGACUUUCUCUCUACAAAGCUUUUUAUCUUUGUGUUUGAGGCUCAUAUUCUUUAAAAAAAAAGGAAAAACAAAAUCCUCUGCCAGCCAGCAUGGUGUUGACAAAUUGAUUUUUCUUCAACAUCUGCCAAUGUUACCAUAUCUCUGUCAUUGCUGUGAAUAUUCAGAUUAAGCCCACCCCCUCCCCGCUUUGGAAGAGUCUUGCUGACUAUUCAUAGUGAAGUUGUCCUAUAAAAAUUGAGCACCAAAUGGAUCUGAAUAUUGUAAAUACUGAAGACGUUCUUAACAUGUGCCAGACAGUGUCCCUGUGGCAAGAGCUGAUAAAAUGCUAUCACUAUGGAAAUACUGAGAAUACAAUUGGUCAUUGCAGGCUGUUGAGCAUUUUAGGCCUUAAAUUUUCCAGAGUUCAGUGUAUUUCCUGUACAUUAAUCAUUGUUAGAGUAUGUUUGAAACACAAGGAUGUAGAAUUAGGUCUGUUUUUUCUAUGAUGAAUUUUAAUGCAUUCUCACAUAGUCAUCAGGUACUGCCUUCUUUUACUUUAUGUUUUAACCUCUCCUUUCACUAAAAUACAACUACCUAAAGAGUGCUUGGCAAACAGGGCAAGGCCAAGUUGUCUCUGAGUGCAAUAGAGCAUAUGCCACGAAGUCAUUGUGCUAAGCUGAGAAUUAAGAGAUUGAAGAAAUAUAUAUGUGGGGAGAAAAGACCUAGAAUAGAGUCCUUAGCUACAGCUAGGUUUUUUAGGUGAUUGCAAAUCCACCUUUAUUAGACUAUCAACUGUGUUUACAAAAUUGUAGUAGAUCCAAAGUUUGUAUCACCGUGUUAAACUCACCCUGCUCUUAGUCUAGCUAGUUAGGUUCCAAGGUACUAAUGAUUUCUCUGUGUGCAGAUUUAAAUGAAAUGUUCACUCAUUUUUGCAUGGUAGCAAAUCUGCAUUUUUUAUAUCUGAUUUAUAAGAUUACCAAGAGAUUCUUUUAUGUUAAAAGAGAUGACUCUUUUUCAGUGUACUGUAUAUCAUCAGCUUGUAACUGGUCUUUCUCAGGAUCUUUCCCAGUCAAAUAUUUGGGUUAAAAUUAUCAUACUAUCUCUGUGAACCAGCAGUGAGAAAACAAAAAGAGAGACACUCUGCUGUAUAAUGUAUUUUUAAAUAAAAUAAUUUUUCAUUCA
Melospiza melodia melodia is the source of this 3681-nucleotide messenger RNA. It is a transcript of the gene PLPPR5, whose product is annotated as phospholipid phosphatase related 5. Gene Ontology annotation, biological process: phospholipid dephosphorylation; signal transduction; phospholipid metabolic process. Bases 525 to 1508 code for a protein of 327 amino acids. The record is from RefSeq and is a predicted model, not a curated record. Lineage: Eukaryota; Metazoa; Chordata; Aves; Passeriformes; Passerellidae. The transcript is spliced from 11 exons. Gene Ontology annotation, molecular function: phosphatidate phosphatase activity. Gene Ontology annotation, cellular component: plasma membrane.